Kockovaella imperatae is the source of this 1802-nucleotide messenger RNA. Its product is annotated as kinase-like domain-containing protein. Gene Ontology annotation, biological process: mitotic spindle organization; regulation of cytokinesis; protein phosphorylation. NCBI's taxonomy places the organism in Eukaryota, Fungi, Basidiomycota, Tremellomycetes, Tremellales, Cuniculitremaceae. Gene Ontology annotation, molecular function: protein kinase activity; ATP binding. Bases 257 to 1717 code for a protein of 486 amino acids. The transcript is spliced from 9 exons. The record is from RefSeq and is a predicted model, not a curated record. Gene Ontology annotation, cellular component: chromosome passenger complex; spindle microtubule; spindle pole centrosome.
AUCGACAACACAAAAACCCAUGAUCGACCUCGGGAAUUAUGAUCAACAGUCCAGCCAAAAUAUUUCGGCCGAUGACGUAAAAAAGCAUGACUCGUCGGCCGACCAAGGCAACGACUGAUUGAUGACGUGUCAAUUUUAUCCUUAGCGGCUGAUUUUGAUAAGGUCCAGUGUUUGUCCGCGCCUGAUUUUCAAUCAACAUUGACCCCCAUCCAUCCUAUUGACUUUCAAUCUUGAUUUCAUCCACAACACCGGCAUCAUGUCAACUCAGCCUCUGUCUGCCAUGCUGUCUGGCUUGUAUCUUGGUCCUUCAGACUCACCUACGCCAGAUCCUGGCUCUCGAUCCAUCUUCUUGGCGAGUAAAUCAGCGGCGACAACAACGUUGUCAGCUACUACGUCGUCUGCUUCGACCGCUGUCAACCCGGGCACCGGAAAUCGGCUACCACCUGUCAUGAAAAAGUACAUGAAUCCGAACCUUGUGCGACCCCCUAACACCGCUGUGAGCCAACACAGCUCUUCAUUCUCAGCCAAUCCGGCGUCUAUAACGUCAGGGAUCAACAAGGAGGCCAUUCGCGGUCCGCUGUUAAAACUGGCGGGUGUCAAUGUGCCUUCGCCGUCACGAGUUCCUUCAGGCGGUAAAAUGCCGCCAAAGACACAUACAGCACACGGUAUCCAUGGUCCAGCUCACUCCACGAGCAAGAGACUGUCCAGUGUCGGAGGUGCUACCGGUCAACACACUUCCUCAGCCGGUACAACUGGAGGUGCCAAAAAAAUUGAACUUGGCAAGUACGAUGGGGGACUAGAGGCGGAUGAAGGAGAGGACGUCGGCAUACCGGCUGAUGCGGGCAGGAUGUUGGAGCUGGAUAGCUCGUCAUCUGGGACCAUUCCCUUAUCACUGACUGCGUUCACCAUCGGUAGACCAUUGGGUAAAGGAAAAUUCGGCAGGGUCUACCUCGCACGUACCAAGGCAGCUCCACACUUCAUCGUAGCCCUGAAAUGUCUUCACAAGUCGGAGAUCGUCAACGGCAAAGUCGAAAAGCAAGUGAGGAGAGAGAUCGAGAUCCAACAGAAUCUCCGGCAUCCGAACAUUCUCCGUCUCUAUGGCUACUUCCACGACUCCAAGAGGAUCUUCCUCAUCCUGGAGUUUGCGGUCAAAGGCGAGCUGUACAAACAGCUGUCAAAAUACGGAAAAUUUGAGGAGAAGCGGGCUAGCAGAUACAUCGCUCAGAUGGCAGACGCCCUAUCUUAUCUUCACAAAAAGCAUGUCAUUCAUAGGGAUAUCAAGCCAGAGAAUCUCCUCAUUGGGCUAAAGGGAGAGUUGAAGAUAGCAGAUUUCGGAUGGAGUGUUCAUGCGCCUAGUAAUCGGCGACAAACUUUGUGCGGAACUUUAGACUAUCUUCCGCCUGAGAUGAUUGAAGGCAAAGAGCAUAAUGCGAAGGUGGACCUCUGGGCUAUCGGUGUUCUGGCGUACGAGUUCAUUUGUGGAGGGCCACCCUUUGAGGAUCUCUCCGGAAACUCUGCUACGUACAAGCGGAUCUGCAAGGUCGAUCUUAAGAUCCCGGACCACGUUUCCCCCGAAGCGGCCGACUUGAUCCGAAAGCUGCUGCGUUACAACCCUGAGGAGAGACUGCCGCUUGCUGACGUCCUGGCGCAUCCAUGGAUCAAGAAGUACGAGAAGAAGAGUUCGACGGGUGGAUCUGGCGCUGCACGGGAUUCGUAAAUCUAUUAUUCAUUUCAGAGGUCUUCUGCAUCAUCGGUUAUUCUGUGCAUGGUCUUUGCCGAGCGCCUAACGAGGCGCGCUCAGU